AUGGGAGACUGCCCCACUGUACCCCUAUCCAACCAGGAGACUGCCCCACUGUACCCCUAUCCAAGCAGGAGACUGCCCCACUGUACCCCUAUCCAACCAGGAGACUGCCCCACUGUACCCCUACGCAAACAGGAGACUGCCCCACUGUACCCCUAUCCAACCAGGAGACUGCCCCACUGUACCCCUAUCCAACCAGGAGACUGCCCCACUGUACCCCUAUCCAACCAGGAGACUGCCCCACUGUACCCCUAUCCAACCAGGAGACUGCCCCACUGUAUCCCUACCCAACCAGGAGACUGCCCCACUGUACCCCUAUCCAACCAGGAGACUGCCCCACUGUACCCCUAUCCAACCAGGAGACUGCCCCACUGUACACCUAUCCAAACAGGAGACUGCCCCACUGUACCCCUAUCCAACCAGGAGACUGCCCCACUGUACCCCUACCCAACCAGGAGACUGCCCCACUAUACCCCUAUCCAACCAGGAGACUGCCCCACUGUACCCCUAUCCAACCAGGAGACUUCCCCACUGUACCCCUAUCCAACCAGGAGACUGUCCCACUGUACCCCUAUCCAACCAGGAGACUGCCCCACUGUACCCCUAUCCAACCAGGAGACUGCCACACUGUACCCCUAUCCAACCAGGAGACUGCCCCACUGUACCCCUAUCCAACCAGGAGACUGCCCCACUGUACCCCUACCCAACCAGGAGACUGCCCCACUGUACCCCUAUCCAACCAGGAGACUGCCCCACUGUACCCCUAUCCAACCAGGAGACUGCCCCACUGUACCCCUACCCAACCAGGAGACUGCCCCACUGUACCCCUAUCCAACCAGGAGACUGCCCCACUGUACCCCUAUCCAACCAGGAGACUGCCCCACUGUACCCCUAUCCAACCAGGAGACUGCCCCACUGUACCCCUAUCCAACCAGGAGACUGCCCCACUGUACCCCUAUCCAACCAGGAGACUGCCCCACUGUACCCCUACCCAACCAGGAGACUGCCCCACUGUACCCCUAUCCAACCAGGAGACUGCCCCACUGUACCCCUAUCCAACCAGGAGACUGCCCCACUGUACCCCUAUCCAACCAGGAGACUGCCCCACUGUACCCCUACCCAACCAGGAGACUGCCCCACUGUACCCCUAUCCAACCAGGAGACUGCCCCACUGUACCCCUAUCCAACCAGGAGACUGCCCCACUGUACCCCUAUCCAACCAGGAGACUGCCCCACUGUACCCCUAUCCAACCAGGAGACUGCCCCACUGUGCACCUAUCCAAACAGGAGACUGCCCCACUGUACCCCUAUCCAACCAGGAGACUGCCCCACUGUACCCCUAUCCAACCAGGAGACUGCCCCACUGUACCCCUAUCCAACCAGGAGACUGCCCCACUGUACCCCUAUCCAACCAGGAGACUGCCCCACUGUAUCCCUACCCAACCAGGAGACUGCCCCACUGUACCCCUACCCAACCAGGAGACUGCCCCACUGUACCCCUAUCCAACCAAAAACAUAGAGACCCAGAAACCCUGA
Oncorhynchus kisutch (coho salmon) is the source of this 1533-nucleotide messenger RNA. RefSeq names its product DNA-directed RNA polymerase II subunit 1-like. NCBI's taxonomy places the organism in Eukaryota, Metazoa, Chordata, Actinopteri, Salmoniformes, Salmonidae. The record is from RefSeq and is a predicted model, not a curated record. The coding region runs from base 1 to 1533 and encodes 510 amino acids. The transcript has 2 exons.